Orycteropus afer afer is the source of this 958-nucleotide messenger RNA. RefSeq names its product ras related dexamethasone induced 1 (gene RASD1). NCBI's taxonomy places the organism in Eukaryota, Metazoa, Chordata, Mammalia, Tubulidentata, Orycteropodidae. Gene Ontology annotation, molecular function: GTPase activity; GTP binding. The record is from RefSeq and is a predicted model, not a curated record.
CCUUCUCUCGGUCCCGUGACCACCCCAUUGGCCCCAGCACCAAAUGAAACUGGCCAAGAUGAUCAAGAAGAUGCGUCCGAGCGACUCCGAGCUGAAUAUUCCUGCCAAGAACUGCUACCGCAUGGUCAUCCUCGGUUCGUCCAAGGUGGGUAAGACGGCCAUCGUGUCGCGCUUCCUCACCGGCCGCUUCGAGGAUACCUACACGCCCACUAUCGAGGACUUUCACCGCAAGUUCUACUCCAUCCGAGGUGAGGUCUACCAGCUCGACAUUCUCGACACAUCAGGCAAUCACCCGUUCCCCGCCAUGCGGCGCCUCUCCAUCCUCACAGGAGACGUUUUUAUCCUAGUGUUCAGCCUAGACAACCGCGACUCCUUCGAAGAGGUCCAGAGGCUCAAGCGGCAGAUCCUUGACACAAAAUCUUGCCUCAAGAACAAAACUAAGGAGAAUGUAGAAGUGCCUCUGGUCAUCUGCGGUAACAAGGGUGACCGUGACUUCUAUCGCGAAGUGGAGCAGCGCGAGAUCGAACAGCUGGUGAGCGACGAACCCCAGCGCUGCGCCUACUUCGAGAUCUCGGCGAAGAAGAACAGCAGCCUGGACCAGAUGUUCCGGGCGCUCUUUGCCAUGGCCAAGCUGCCGAGCGAGAUGAGCCCAGACCUGCACCGCAAGGUGUCGGUGCAGUACUGCGACGUGCUGCACAAGAAGGCGCUGCGCAGCAAGAAGCUGCUGCGCGCCAGCGGCGAUCCUGGAGACGCCUUCGGUAUCGUGGCGCCCUUCGCUCGCCGGCCAAGCGUGCACAGCGACCUCAUGUACAUUCGCGAGAAGGCCAGCAGCAGCAGCCAGGCGAAGGACAAGGAGCGCUGCGUCAUCAGCUAGGGGCUUCCGCCGCGCUGGCAACAAACAUAAGGAGAACCUUUUUGUUUAAAAGUGAUAUCCACAGCUCCGGCCAGCCCCGCGCGC